Molecule: messenger RNA, 2906 nt
Organism: Microdochium trichocladiopsis
Lineage: Eukaryota; Fungi; Ascomycota; Sordariomycetes; Xylariales; Microdochiaceae
Product: glycoside hydrolase
Exons: 3
Coding region: 286-2742 (818 amino acids)
Biological process (GO): protein N-linked glycosylation; oligosaccharide metabolic process
Cellular component (GO): endoplasmic reticulum membrane
Molecular function (GO): Glc3Man9GlcNAc2 oligosaccharide glucosidase activity
Source: RefSeq, a predicted model, not a curated record
CCUCCAUAAUACAGAAAGCUCCUCCCGUGCCCUCUGACAAAUAGUCCUGGCCUUCUUCGCUUUACAACAGAAGAAAUUGUCGCGCAGCUUGGCUGGUUGUAAAUCAGCCGCAGAAUAGAUUCUGCGAAGGCGACUGUAUUCGCCUCGUCCAGUUCCUGUCCUUCCAACACUGAGCCAGCAGUCGCACGAGCCACUGUCCUUGCGGCAACGACAAUCGACCGACCCCUCCCAACCCUCAGGCACGCGGCGUCGCAUUGUCCUACGCUCAAUGCUCGACAUCAAAUCAUGUUGCUCCGGUGUUCCCUGACAGCAUUGCUGUCCAUUGCAUCUCUGGCCCCAGGCGCCGUCAAGGCUCAAGACGAGUCCAUUCUCACCGCCGAGUAUGGCAGACAGAACAACCAGAGCCUGCUAUGGGGUCCUUACAGGCCAAACCUCUACUUUGGAGUCAGGCCUCGAGUCCCCAACAGCAUUAUGGCCGCUCUAAUGUGGGCGAAGGUCGACAACUACAUGGAGGUCCAAAAUGGCUUCCGGUACACCUGUGAGCAAAACGAAGACAUGGCUGGCUACGGCUGGGACGAGUACGAUACAAGAAACGGCGGCAUACAGACGAUCCACGAUACUCAAAACAAGAUUGACAUCACCACCUCCUUUGUCAAGAUUCCCGGCGGUGCUCACGGCGGCAGCUGGGCCGUACGAAUCAAAGGCGAGCCACGCGAUGAUGCAGGAUCGGAUCUGAAGACAUCCAUUUUCUUCUAUGUGACCUCGGAACCCGUUGGCAACGUCCUAGAGGUCGUGGCGGACGGCGAGCAUACUGGUUUUGCUGGAGAUGUGACAAUCAAAGGUCAGCAUGCCCAGCUCGGGACAUUUCAAAUGGUGGUAACCGAAGGCAAGGGCGGUCAUCCGACAAGCAACCACGCUACCUCCAGUGAGCGACCCCUGGAUAAGACUAUUGUCAGCACUCUCGAGCUCCCGCAGGAGCACCUCUGGCAGGGCAAACAGGUCAUCUUUGCUCAGCUCAAAGCCGGUGUCGACCAGAUCAUCAAAGAUUACGGCCAGGACAACGCACCCCCACCGUGGCAAACGUACAUGAUGCGCAACAAUCCGGGCUCCGGCAACGUCCAGAUUGUGCAGAAAGUCUUCGAAGGUGCCUUUGAGUUCGACGUCCUCUUUACUAGUGGCUCGGCUAGCGAGGACGUCACAAGCGAGGAUUUGACGGCCGAAAUCGAGAGGAACUCCGCUUCGUUCCAUGAGAAGUUCAUAGAGAUUUUCGCCCCUCAGACUCCGUUCAAGGGCGAUAAGUACAGCACGUUUGGGAAAAGCAUGCUGUCCAACUUGGCCGGUGGCAUCGGUUAUUUCUACGGAAAUCAGAUCGUCGACCGAUCCUACGCUUCAGAAUACGAGGAGGAGAACGAAGGUUUCUGGGAAGAGGCGGCGGAAGCACGCGCGCGGAACCGCCAGAUCGAGGAGGGCCCGUACGAGUUGUUCACCAGCAUCCCAUCUCGUCCCUUCUUUCCUCGAGGAUUCCUUUGGGAUGAGGGCUUCCACUUGAUGCCUAUUGCCGAAUGGGACAUGGAUCUUGCGCUCGAGGUCGUCAAGAGCUGGUACAACCUCAUGGACGAGGACGGAUGGAUCGCUCGUGAGCAGAUUCUCGGUGCCGAGGCGCGCAGCAAGGUUCCACCAGAGUUCCAGGUGCAAUACCCGCACUAUGCGAACCCGCCUACCCUUUUUCUGGUCCUGGAGGGCUUCCUGGAAAAGCUCGCCCGAUCCAACGGGAGCAUGCCCGCGGGCCAGGAGAAAUUGUUGCAUGAGAGCACCUUUUCGAAUGCGCACUUGACCAAUCCGGAGCUGGGCACCCAAUACCUGCAUAAUCUGUACCCGCUGCUCCGACGCCAGUUCCUUUGGUUUAAGUCGACCCAGUUCGGCGAUAUCAAAUCAUAUGACCGCGAGGCUUUCUCGACCAAAGAAGCCUACAGGUGGCGUGGUCGUACUGUACCGCACAUCCUGACCAGUGGUCUGGACGACUACCCUCGCGCACAGACACCCCACCCUGGUGAGCUUCAUGUCGAUUUGAUGUCCUGGGUUGGCCUAAUGGCCAAGGUCCUACUCAAGAUUGCUGGUGUCGUGGGAGCAAGCGAGGACGUCUACGAGUACUCCAAGGUUCUCAAUGCCAUUGAGCACAACCUGAAGGAUCUUCACUGGUCGGAGAAGGACGGUGCAUACUGCGACGCCACUAUUGACGAUUUUGAGGAGCAUGUACUAGUCUGCCACAAGGGCUAUAUCAGCCUUUUCCCUUUCAUUCUGGGCCUUCUCAAGCCGGACGACCCGACCCUAGGCAAGACCGUGGACCUCCUCAGCGACCCUGAAGAGCUGUGGAGUCCUUAUGGCAUCCGCAGUCUGAGCAAGAAAGACGAGUUCUACGAGACUGCCGAGAACUACUGGCGCAGUCCCGUCUGGAUCAACAUCAACUUCCUUGCUCUGCAGCAAUUGCUUAAUGUCGCACAACAAGAAGGGCCCUUCCAGGCCAAGGCUAAGAAGACAUACACGAGUCUGCGCAAGAAUCUCGUUGAGAACAUCUACGACAACUGGAAGACGACGGGCUUUGCAUGGGAGCAGUACAAUCCGGACACGGGCAAGGGUCAGCGUACCCAGCACUUUACAGGCUGGACGAGCCUGGUUGUCAAGAUCAUGGCUAUGCCCGACCUUGAUUCAGAUGCCGAUAACCAUGUUCGCGAUGAGCUGUAGAGGCUGCAGUGCAGCAAGUGGAUUGCGAGGCAAAUUCCCUGGGCAAUCCCAUGGCUCAGUUGAACCAUAGAUAGAGCAAUCCCCGAAAGCAGCCACAAUCGCAAGGCUUUGAGGGAGCAUCCAGUGUUAUUUCCGUGGUGGGCCGAUCGGAGUGGGCGAGUCGG